CACACUCACUCUCUCUCUCUCUCUCUGAUAAAUACAGGCUGGUUUUCAGUGUAUGGAGCACACACCAGUGUUUGUGGAUAUCAAGUUGAUGUGUCCGCUCACAUACAGUAUGUGAUGAAUGGCCCCUGAAAUAGCAGACAUGACAGUACAGGAACACCUGGGCAGUCCUGUGGGGGAGGUCAAGUUAAUGCCCGAGCAUGAGCUGAAGAAGGAACUCAGUGUCUGCAGCCAAGAAGUAACACAUUAUCACCUGCCCGCUGAGGAUCGUGCAGCAAUCACUGACAGCAGUCUGUGCAAUGAGGAGCCAUUCUGUAGGAUCUGCCAUGAAGGAAGGACGUCAGGGGAACUGCUGUCCCCCUGCGAGUGCUCUGGUAGCCUGGCCAUGGUGCACCGGGCUUGCCUUGAGCACUGGCUCACCACCUCCAACAGCAGCCACUGUGAACUCUGCCACCACCAGUUUACACUGGAACGCCUCCCAAAACCUCUUGCUGAGUGGUUGUGUUCCGCAUCCAUGCAGCAGCAGAGGAGGACACUGUGUGGUGACAUCAUUUGUUUCCUGUUCAUCACGCCGCUGGCCGGCCUAUCAGGAUGGUUGUGUGUUCAAGGAGCCAUGGACCUCUACAACACCAACGGCAUGGAGGCCAUGGGGCUCUUAGUCCUCACACUGGCCCUCUUUACCAUAUACGUCUUCUGGACCGUGGUGUCUGUCCGCUACCACAUGCAGCUGUUCAAGACGUGGAAGAGGACUGACCAGAGGGUGCGACUGCAGAUUCCCUCGCCUUCCCACACCACACACAACCAGCAGGCCCUGUCCAUAAACACUCUCUGCAAGGCCACCAACAAAGAGACUAUGGUGUAGGUUUGGAAGAAUCGUUGAGAAGCUGUAGGACUACACCAGUCUCUGGAGCCUCUUUUGGAAAAUGAGUGCCAAGAACAAAAUGAAAAGUGAAAAGUAACAUCUUGUGGCACUGUCUCCAAAUCAGAGACACAUCACAGCAUUUCAUUUGUCUUUAUCCACCUGUACCCUUUUUUUAUCAUGGUGAUAGAGGGACAUGUAACAAAGCCCCAUCUGGAAUCAAAAGAAUGAAGCAGAAAGAAUGUUGUGGAGCACACUGGACAGUCCCACUAUUUUUAGUCUUUGUGAUGUAACAGUGAGUGGCAGCAGGAGCAGCAACUUUAUUCAAACACGAAUCGACAGCCACGCUCUGUGAAGCUCUACUUUUGAUUUGUUUGUAUGUCAAACUUUUCUUGGUCAGAGCAAAUCUGUUAUUUUAAAUAAUGUUGCCUUUGUAGGAAGAUUGUCUUUCUGUUGAGUUCUCAUUUUUUGCAUUCUUGAAGUAGAAAUGUUGUGAACUGCUCAGUGACUGAACUGCUUCAUCUUCUGCAGACAGCAAUGCAGGGCUGAUAUUCCUCAUAUGAUCAUGGACGUUUCCAUCACGGGAAACAAAAAGCACUGACAUGGAGUCACAUCUCCCUUUACUGAACCUCUCUCUC
Messenger RNA from Larimichthys crocea (large yellow croaker), 1494 nucleotides. RefSeq names its product E3 ubiquitin-protein ligase MARCH3 (gene marchf3). The coding region runs from base 119 to 859 and encodes 246 amino acids. The transcript has 5 exons. Lineage: Eukaryota; Metazoa; Chordata; Actinopteri; Sciaenidae. The record is from RefSeq and is a predicted model, not a curated record. Gene Ontology annotation, molecular function: zinc ion binding; ubiquitin-protein transferase activity. Gene Ontology annotation, biological process: protein ubiquitination.